AUGAGCCCCGGCCAGCCAGCCCGGAUAAUAUCGGGUGGAGAGGAGCCGCUCCCCUGCGUCAGCGGCGGCGGCGGCAGUAGCGGCGGCAGUGGCGGUAACGGGGGGUCAACGACGAGGACUUGGACGCGCCCCGCCUGCAGCUUCUGCUUGGCCUACCAGGCGGUCAAGAACCGGGAGCGGGUGCGGCGCAUCCUCGCGGACGUGUGUCUGCGCUACGACGAGGCCGAGGCGCUACUUGCGCGCGCGGCCCGCGCCGAGUCGGAUGAGUUCAGUUGGGGGGUCGUUAGGCUUGCCGGCACCAUGAUCCAGCAGGUUGGUCGACAGCUCGACGCCCUGAGCGAUACGGUCGCUUCGAUGGGAGGGGUUGAUGGAGCAACCGAUUAG
This is a messenger RNA of Thermothelomyces thermophilus ATCC 42464, 384 nucleotides long. RefSeq lists its product as uncharacterized. Lineage: Eukaryota; Fungi; Ascomycota; Sordariomycetes; Sordariales; Chaetomiaceae. The coding region runs from base 1 to 384 and encodes 127 amino acids. The record is from RefSeq and is a predicted model, not a curated record. The transcript has a single exon.